AUGGCCCCCGGUAUAGUGUCUGACCAUUCAACAGACAUUCUGCCUGACAUCAAACCCACCGUCUACGUAUUAGACUCUUUCCAGCCAGAGGUUAUUGCAUUUUGCGAAGAAAACUUCAACGCCAUUUUCCCAGGGCAACCAGAGCACGCGAAAUGGAAAGAAAACGCCCAGUUUCUUCUCAUGCGAUCAUCGCGUCUGACAGCUGAAGAUGUUGCAGCCUGUCCCAACCUCCUCGCCAUUGGCAAACAAGGCGUUGGCAUUGACAAAAUCGAUGCAGACGCCUGCUCCGCCCGAGGGAUCAAGAUUUUCAACACUCCAGGAGUCAACGCUCGAGCCGUUGCUGAGCUUGUUCUUACAUUGACCACGGCGGUUGCGAGACAAGUCGGCAGCAUUACGAAAAGACAGAACUCUGGUAUUCUUGUUCCCAAGGAGAAAUGCUCCGGUCUUAUUUUGCAUCGCAAGAAGAUUGGCAUACUUGGCAUGGGCAACAUUGGGAAGUCUGUCGCCCAAAUAUUCCGUGGAGCAUUUGAAGCAACUGUGAUUGCUUACGACCCCUAUCUGCCUUCUGAAGCGUGGGCAGAAAUACCCCAUCAGCGCGCUAAAUCAGUGGAGGAGGUUCUGUCAGCUUCUGACAUCGUGACAGUUCACAUGCCGUUGACUUCGACUACAAAGGAUUUGAUUGGGUAUGACCAAUUCAAGAUAAUGAAGAAGACAGCAAUAGUCAUCAACACAGCUCGUGGUGGCAUCAUUAACGAAGCAGACCUGGAGGAAGCUUUGUCAGAGGGUCUUAUUUGGGGCGCAGGCUUGGAUUGUCAUGAGCAAGAGCCUCCGAGCCAAGAGAAGUAUGGAUCACUCUGGGAGGCUGGGGCGAUAAGCACGCCGCAUAUUGGUGCUGCAACAAGGGAGACACAAGUACAAACUGGAAUGGCUGCUGCUACACGUUUGUUGGAUUACGCAAAGAGUAGGGCAAUGUAG
This is a messenger RNA of Colletotrichum truncatum, 975 nucleotides long. RefSeq lists its product as uncharacterized. The record is from RefSeq and is a predicted model, not a curated record. Gene Ontology annotation, molecular function: oxidoreductase activity, acting on the CH-OH group of donors, NAD or NADP as acceptor; NAD binding. Lineage: Eukaryota; Fungi; Ascomycota; Sordariomycetes; Glomerellales; Glomerellaceae.